Lates calcarifer (barramundi perch) is the source of this 3716-nucleotide messenger RNA. It is a transcript of the gene man2b1, whose product is annotated as mannosidase, alpha, class 2B, member 1. Gene Ontology annotation, molecular function: carbohydrate binding; alpha-mannosidase activity. Gene Ontology annotation, cellular component: lysosome. Gene Ontology annotation, biological process: mannose metabolic process. Lineage: Eukaryota; Metazoa; Chordata; Actinopteri; Centropomidae. The record is from RefSeq and is a predicted model, not a curated record.
AUAAACAGAUGUCAUAUGAUUUUCGGUUCAUUUUCCAACAUGGCGGCCGGGUCGCAGCCGCUGGCUGUUGCUCUCCUGUCCAUCCUCACUGGGGUUUUAAGUUUUCCUCUCGGCCAGGAAACAAAGCACACAGCCACCUGCGGAUACGAGUCAUGUCACGCCACCAAACCCAACAUGCUGAAUGUCCACCUGGUCCCUCACACACAUGAUGAUGUUGGCUGGCUCAAGACCGUGGACCAGUAUUACUAUGGAGACCGCAAUGAUAUUCAGCAUGCUGGGGUGCAGUACAUCCUGGACUCAGUGGUGGAUCAGCUGCUGAAGAAUCCAGACAGGAGGUUUAUCUAUGUGGAAACGGCCUUCUUCUACCGCUGGUGGAAACAGCAGAGCUCCAGUAUGCAGCAGACAGUCAAACAGCUGGUAAAUGAAGGUCGUCUGGAGUUUGUGAAUGGUGGCUGGUGUAUGAGUGAUGAAGCUACAACUCACUACAGCGCUGUCAUUGACCAGAUGACCAUGGGCCUGAGGUUCCUUAAUGAGACAUUUGGGCCUUGUGGUCGUCCCCGAGUUGCCUGGCACAUUGAUCCCUUUGGCCACGCCCGUGAACAUGCCUCCAUGUUUGCACAGAUGGGAUAUGACGGCUUCUUCUUUGGUCGUCUGGACUAUCAGGACCGGGCUCGCAGGAUGAUUGACAAGGAGCAGGAGCUUCUGUGGAGAGCCUCUGACAGCCUCACCCCCCCCAUGGCUGACCUCUUCACAGGGAUCCUUCCCAAUGGAUACAACCCCCCUCAGGGCUUCUGCUGGGACCAGUCUUGUGAUGACCCACCAAUCAGAGAUGACCCUGAUCUGGAGGACUAUAAUGUAGAUGAUGUGGUGAACCGCUUCCUCACCAUUGCUAGCGCUCAGGCUGCAGUGUAUAAGACCAAUCACAUUAUUAUGACCAUGGGUUCAGACUUCCAGUAUGAGAACGCCAACCUGUGGUACAAAAACCUGGACAAGCUGAUCCACUACGUCAACGCCCAGCAGGCAAAUGGCAUCAAAGUCAACGUUCUCUAUUCUACCCCGUCCUGCUACCUUCAGGAGCUGCACCGAGCAAACCUCACCUGGUCUUUGAAGACAGAUGACUUUUUCCCUUACGCAGACGACGCUCAUGAUUUCUGGACCGGCUACUUCACCAGCCGACCGGCACUGAAACGUUACGAGCGGAUCAGCAACAGCAAUCUGCAGACAUGUAACCAGCUGGAGGUCCUUGGUGGCCCAGUUUCCAGAAACGGACACUUUGGGGAAGGCGACAGCCAGACCAUGAUGAAAGCCAUGGCUGUGGCUCAGCACCACGACGCUGUGUCAGGCACAGAGAAGCAACACGUAGCUAAUGACUACGCCAGGAGGCUGGCUAACGGCUGGCAACACUGUCAGGUUGUCGUCAGUAACAGUCUGGCUGCUCUGAGCGGCUCAUCUGCUCAGCGGAUCUACUGUGACAACCUCAACAUCAGUGUGUGUCCUCUCACUGAGUCCAGCAAAAAGUUCUCAGUCAAUGUGUACAACCCUCUCGCUCGGCCCGUCACUUGGCCAGUCAGGCUGCCUGUGAAUGGAACAGCCUACACAGUAUCUGAUGCUAAAGGGAAAGCUGUGGACUGUCAGGUGGUUCCAGUUUCCAGAGCCACUCAGGAAGUGAGGAGGAACUGGGGCUUCGCUGUCAACGAGCUGGUGUUCCAGGUUCAGGCUCCUCCUCUGGGCUACAGCACCUACUCUGUGUCCCUGGUUAAGGACGGACCUCCACCCACAUCCACAAAGCAUCGUGCUCCCACAGUGAUCCAGAACAAGUUCCUACAAGUGACCUUUAACCCAGACACAGGCCUCUUAAGCAGCCUCAGCAACCUAGAGACCAAACAGAGCAUCAAACUGACACAGAAUUUCUAUUGGUACAAUGCCAGUGACGGUAACAACUCUCAGAGUGAUCAACCAUCAGGAGCCUACAUUUUCAGGCCCAACUCAUCCACACCUUUUAUCAUCAGUCAGACAGCCAAGACAGAGACUGUUCAGAACUCAGUGGUGCAGGAGGUGAGGCAGUGGUUUGCUCCCUGGGUGUCUCAGGUGGUUCGUCUCUACGCUGACAGCAGAGCUCUGGAGCUGGAGUGGACAGUCGGACCGCUGCCCAUAGAUGAUAGUCUGGGGAAGGAGGUGAUAACCCGACUAGACACCAGUAUAAAAACUUCAGAAAUUUUCUACACUGACUCCAACGGCAGAGAGGUGCUGCAGAGAAAGAAAGACUUCCGACCCACAUGGCAUCUAAAGCAGUCAGAACCCAUAGCUGGAAACUACUACCCCAUCAACUCCCGUGCAUUCAUCAAGGAUGAUGUGGACCAACUCACUGUGGUGACUGAUCGCUCUCAAGGAGGAGGAAGCAUCCACAAUGGCUCUCUUGAGAUCAUGCUCCACCGCCGGCUGUUGUACGAUGAUGUUCGCGGUGUUGGCGAGCCUCUCAACGAGACCUCUAACAUCUUCCCGGAGGGGCUGGUAGUCCGCGGCCGCCUCCUGCUCUCCCUCGACCCCCCGCCCACCGCCGCUGACACACACCGCCCCUUGGCGCAGGAGAUGGUACUGCAGCCGCUGCUAACCUUCACUGACGGAAAUCUGAAUCCACACACUCAACUGGAGUUCUCGGGUCUUCAGGCUGCGCUCCCUCCUGCUGUCCACCUCCUGACACUGACACAGUGGGACAAAGACUCAGUGCUGCUGAGACUGGAGCAUCAGUUCCAGAGCUGGGAGAGCAAAGUGAACUCACAACCAGUCACCAUCAACCUGCAGAAGCUGUUUUCCACUCUGGAGGUGCUUGGUAUGUCUGAGCUGAACCUGUCAGCCAAUCAGUGGAAAGAUGAGAUGAUUCGUUUUGACUGGAAGCCGCAGACAGGUAAGAAGCCCCUGCUGAAGACAUUCGAAGACCCCUCCGUAUGGGAGGUGACCUUGAGGCCAAUGGAGAUCCGAACCUUCCUGCUCAGAGUCAGCCUCAGAUAGCAAUCACAUGCGUCAAAUUUCAUGAGAAGUCACAAAUGAGUAAGCGAUACAGUUUCAAUCAAUUGAUAUUCCUAUGGCCUCUUGCUUGUUUGAUUCAACCAAGGGAGGACUUGGUUUUUUUAACACUGCUAGAAUUUGUACAGACACUUGAGAAAGGAUGAAAAGGGUUUCUCUUCACAAAGCAUGAGAGGUUGUGUUCUGCAGCUUGAUUUGAAUACAGGGAGAGACAACACUGCCCACGAUGCUAAAUCAGAUCAAUGUUACCUGGACUGGCGUUCCAAGAUGAGUUUUGUUUUACAAAGAAGUGAACCAGAUGUUAAGAUGUUUUUGGAAACCUAAGCUGUGCCUCUUAGUACCACUGAAUGUCCGAACAUGUUUCAUAUGAGGCAUAAGUACAGUAUUUGUUGAAGCUGCCUUUUUUUACUGCAGAAACAUCAAAAAUCAACAGGAGACAAUACCACUACAUCCCUCCAAAACUGACCCUGGAACAUCUUUCAGCCUAGAAACUGACUUUGUCACAGACUCAGCACAUUCACUUGCAACCACGUUAUAAAGAUAUUUUCUCUCUACAUACUGGUGCCAACAUGUAUUGACUGCCUGAUGUGUGCAAUAAGUGUAACUUUCCAAUCCCCUCAAUAUGUAUAAAUACAUUGAAACUGAUUUUAUACUGAUAAUUGAGCAGCUCAUAAUAAAAUCUAUCAUUCUUA